AUAUAUAUAGAACAUCACUUGUAUAAAUUAAUAUCCAUGUUAAAUUUGUGGUACUAGAAUAACAAUUUGUUUAUUUUAUCUAUUUAUUUUUCUUCUAAUUUCAUAAAGGUAAUAAUGAGCAUGGUUUUUAUAAGAAAUGUUGCUCUAGUUUCUCUCAUUUUAUUGUUUCACGGUCUUGCAAUAUAUGCAAGGCCAGCAACAUUUCAACAAGACUUCAAAGUUACAUGGGCUGACUCUCAUUUGAAGCUUGUUGAAGGAUGCAGGGCCAUUCAGCUUAUUCUUGAUAGAAAUUCAGGAUGUGGAUUUGCAUCCAAGUACAAAUACAUGUAUGGACGAAUUAGCAUGAAGAUCAAGCUUGUAGCUGGUGACUCUGCAGGAACUGUGACUGCAUUUUACAUGAAUUCGGACACGGACACCAUACGUGACGAGUUGGAUUUCGAGUUCUUAGGAAAUCGAACAGGACACCCUUACACGGUUCAAACAAACAUAUUUGCUCAUGGUAAGGGAAACAGAGAACAAAGGGUUAAUCUUUGGUUUGAUCCUUCUGCUGAUUAUCAUACUUACUCCAUUCUAUGGAACCAUCACCAAAUUGUGUUUUCUGUGGAUGAAGUACCCAUUAGAGUAUACAAAAACAAUGAAGCAAAGGGAAUUCCAUACCCAAAAUCCCAACCAAUGGGAUUGACACUUUAUCUUUAAUAAAUACAAAAGAUAAAGUGUCAAUCUCAAUUUUUUUUUUUUUUAAUAGUAUCUCAAAUCUUUCUUAACCUUCUUGUAUAUCUCGUAUAUACAAAGAUAAGUUUCAAAUCCUUAAACUUUAACCAACUAAAUUAGUUGACAUUCACUUUUUUUUUUUUUUUUUUUUUUUUUGCGGAAUAAAAUAGUAAAGUUGACUGCAAAUUGUACUCAGUAGAAUACUAGUACUAGUAACAGAUUGGUUAACUCAAAUUGGGAGAGGUUUUCUUUUGUUUUACAAAAAUGGUUAAAUCAAAUCACCAUUAGAUUUAUCUUAACCUAUAUUUUCCCAAAAAAAAAAAAAAAAAAAAAAAAAAAAAAAAAAAA
Molecule: messenger RNA, 1059 nt
Organism: Chenopodium quinoa (quinoa)
Lineage: Eukaryota; Viridiplantae; Streptophyta; Magnoliopsida; Caryophyllales; Amaranthaceae
Product: probable xyloglucan endotransglucosylase/hydrolase protein 6
Exons: 4
Coding region: 115-696 (193 amino acids)
Biological process (GO): carbohydrate metabolic process
Molecular function (GO): hydrolase activity, hydrolyzing O-glycosyl compounds
Source: RefSeq, a predicted model, not a curated record